AUGAUAUCCCCCAACCUCCCCCUCCGGCUCCGCCACCUCCGCUGCCUUCUCGCCGCGGCGCCCUUGUCCUCCCCCGCCGCCGCAUACUACUCGCGCGCAUCCUCCCCACCUUCAAACCGCGCUCAGGCCCUGCCCCCGCCCCCGCCACCGCGGCGCCAUCUCCCGGACCUCCCGGCGCGACGGUUCUCCUCCGGGCACGUCCUCCUCCCCACCAACCUCCAGGAGGAGCACGUCGCGUCUCUGUCCGACAGGAUCUACCACGCGGUGACAGAGACAGAGGAGGGCUCCAACGAGGGCACGGAGGCCGCCCUCGACGCGCUGGGCGCCGAGCUGACCACCCCGCUCGUGGCCGACGUGAUGCACCGCCUGCGCUACGAGGAGAAGCUGGCCUUCCGCUUCUUCGCCUGGGCGUCCCAGCAGGACAACUACGAGCACGAGCACCGCACGUACAACGACAUGAUCGACAUCCUCUCCGGGACGCGGUACAAGUCCCGCCAGUUCGGCGUCCUCUGCGACGUGCUCGACCACAUGAAGCGCCACGGCACGAGGUCGGUGCCGGUCGAGGACCUGCUGGGCAUCCUGCGCGCCUACACCGAGAAACACCUCACCAACCUUAGGAAGCUGGCGAAGAAGCGGCGGGUGCGGAUGCGCACGCCGCCGGAGACCGACGCGCUCAACAUCCUCCUGGACGCGUUUUGCAAGUGCGGGAUGGUCAGGGAGGCGGAGACGGUGUUUGGUCGCGUGAAGAAGAAGCUGCAAGGAAAUGCCGAGACCUACAGCAUCCUCUUCUUUGGGUGGUGCCGCGCCAGGGACCCCAAGAAGGCCAUGAAGGUGCUCGAGGAAAUGGUUGAGAUGAAGCACACCCCAGAGAACUUCACGUACAUUGCUGCUAUUGACUCGUUCUGCAGCGCUGGUUUGAUCUCGGAGGCAAGAGAGUUGUUUGAGUUCAUGAGGACCGAGGGAUCGAAGAUAUCCUCUCCCACUGCUAAGGUAUAUGCUAUUAUGAUUGUUGCGCUAGCCAAAGCUGAUCGGAUGGAUGAGUGCUUUGAGCUGAUUUCAGAUAUGAUUAAACGAGGCUGCAUGCCUGAUGUAUCAACCUUUAAAGAUUUGAUUGAAGGCAUGUGCUUGGUGGAUAGACUCGAUGCUGCCUACUGCAUUUUGGAGGAGAUGGGGAAGGCUGGGUUUCCUCCUGACAUUGUCACUUACAAUUGCUUUCUUGAGGUACUUUGUCGUCUUCAGAAGGCUGAUGAUGCGCUCAAACUCGCCGAGAGGAUGAUAGAAGCACACUGUGAGCCCAGUGUUCAUACUUACAAUAUGCUGAUGGUGAUGUUUUUUGAGAUGAGAGAGCCACACAGGGCACUCGAUAUUUGGACUGAAAUGGACAAGAGAGGAUGUCGACGUGCUGUUGAUACCUACGAAAUAAUGAUUGAUGGGCUGUUUGAUUGUGGAAGAACGGAAGAUGCAACCACUCUUCUAGAUGAAGUAAUAAACCAUGAUAUGAAACUGUCGUACAAGAAGUUCGAUUCUAUCAUGCUGCAAUUGUCAGCUGUUGGCAACCUUGGCGCAAUACAUCGGCUUUCAGAGCAUAUGAGAAAAUUUUACAAUGUUGCAAUGUCAAGACGUUUUUCGAUCACACAGAAGAAGAAGAGCAUUGGUAUUAGAAGGAGAUGA
Triticum turgidum subsp. durum (durum wheat) is the source of this 1671-nucleotide messenger RNA. NCBI's taxonomy places the organism in Eukaryota, Viridiplantae, Streptophyta, Magnoliopsida, Poales, Poaceae. The record is from the annotation of a GenBank genome assembly.